AAAAGAAAAGAAGAAAGGGUUAAGCGGACCCUAGUCACGUUACGCAACCCGCAAAAUCGGAAAUCGAGCGAAAGCCAGAAGAAACAAACCCUCGCACUCGGACUCUCUCAAGGAGGAGGCAAUGGCCGAUAACCGAGAAAUCCUGCCGCCGCAGUACGACGUCAACGCCAAAUGGGACGCCUGUAUCGAUCUCACCGUCCGCCGCUUCGUCUACUCUACCCUCGGCGGAGCCGUCGGCGGUCUUCUUCUCUGCAGGAGUCCUGUGACUCGCUGGGCUGCUGUAGCCUUUGGUGCUGGAUUGGGCAUUGGAUCUGCAUACACAGAUUGUUCUCGUUUAUUUGAGGGAUCUCCUGCAACUGCAAAGUUGGCAUCUCAUAAGAUUGUUGAGACUCCUGCUCCUCAGGAUGGACAGGAUUGAGGUUAUGCUAGUGAAGCUAACACACUUUGGGAUUUAAACCAGAGUGUUCCUUUUGAGAUUGUUGGUUGUUUCUAUGCCUGCAAUGGCUUUGAAUAUGUAGUAAAAGUACUGUUGUUGUUGGACAAAGAUUCAACCUGAUCUACUUUGAGACUUGAUAUAUAAAAUUAUCACCUUUUGACCUUGUAACCCUGUCA
Molecule: messenger RNA, 612 nt
Organism: Rosa chinensis
Lineage: Eukaryota; Viridiplantae; Streptophyta; Magnoliopsida; Rosales; Rosaceae
Exons: 3
Coding region: 122-418 (98 amino acids)
Cellular component (GO): mitochondrial inner membrane; MICOS complex; mitochondrion
Source: RefSeq, a predicted model, not a curated record